AUGCGGCAACGAGCAACCCCCCCGCCGCUCCUCCUCCUCCUUUUCGCCGCCCUGGCGCUGCUCAGCGCCGUCGCGGGGCUGCAGGCCAACCUGGCCGGCGUGGUCGACUGGCACCGCGCGCAGGUGGGCGCUCCGCUCCUCGCGCCCACACCGCCGAGCGUCGUGUCCACCCCGGCGGGCGCGCUCUGGGUCGCCGUGACCGAGGCCAACGUCCUCGCUGCCAUUGACUCGACGGGCGCCGUCGCGUGGCGCCAGGUGCUGGGCAAGGACGACAAGGCCGCGAGCUACCACGUCUGCCCUGACGGAUCGGUCCUCCUCCUCUCCUCGAACGCCGCGCGCCUCUUCGACCUCGCGACUGGCAAUCCUGUGUGGGAGCGGGAUAUCGCCGCCGGCUCUGACGCAGCCUUCGUUUCCGGCGCCACGGUCGUGCUCUCGGCCGGCAAGCGCGUCACGAAGAUCAACGACGACGGCUCGGUCGCGUGGGACUUUGAGUUCCCCGCGUCCGACACGGUGCGCUUUACGAAUGUCGCCAUCUCCGGCGGCAAGGUGUAUGUCCUGGCCGAGACGUCGGGCUUCGCCAAGCCGAGCCUAUCGCACAUUGUGCUCGACCUCGAGGCGCUCGCGCCGACCGACCUGAGCCAGAUUCCCAGCUCGCUCGCGGCCGGAUCGGGCGCGCGCCUGGUUGUGCGCUCUGAUGGCACCGUCGCUGCCGUGUGGCUCGAGGCGGGCCGUAUCCGCUCUGCCGAGCUCAAGGCCAGCGGUGGCCUCGGAAAGACGAGCGACACGCUGCCUGAGGGCUCUGGACGCCGGUUCGCAGCCAUCCUUGACUCUCCCACUCCCGGCUUCGUGCUUGCGCAGGAGGAGAACGGCGCCGUUUCGAUCGUCAACGUGAACACCGGGGCCAAAGUUGUCGGCUCGUUUGAGGGAUCGCGCAACUCUGAGGACCACACCGGCGAUGUCUACGGCGGCGCGCGCGACAAGGCGGUCUUCACGCGCGUCUACUACGCUCCUGGCAAGAAGGAGACUGUCGUUCAGACCAUCUCGCUGGAUGCCAAGGACAAGCCUGUGGCGUCGCAGCGCGUCCUGACGUACGACGAGGCUUCGCAUGGUUCCGUCAAGCACGUCGCGGCGGACGCUUCGGGCAGCAUUGUCCUCACGACAGCGUCCGGCGCAGUUCAGUCUGUGAGCGACGGCUCCGUCGCGUGGACCCGUGAAGAGUCGCUCGCCGACGUCGUCGACGUGCGCUUCGUUGACCUCGGCGAGCCGGAGCUCGACGCAGCCCUCGAGACCCUUCUGGACGAGACGUUCGUUGGCCGCGUCGCGCGCCAGAUCUCCGACCUCCGCAAGCUGCCGGCCUUUGCCGCCCGCUUCGCGCAGCGCCUGUCCUCCGCCGACGUGGUGACCCGCACGCCGCCGCUCUCGCUCGACCGCCUCCACCGCGACCAGUUCGGCCUCCAGAAGCUGCUCGUUGCCGUCACGCGUGGCGGCAAGGUGUUCGGUCUGGACUCGGCCAAUGGUAACGUGCUUUGGUCGCGUAACCUGGGCUUGUUUACCGCCGACGGGCCAGAGAUCGAAGUUCACCAGGUCCACUUCACCCGCAACCUCAGCGAGGUGGGUAACCCCCAGGUCGCUGUUAUUGCCGCGCGCACGCGUGACGGCAACACUGCCACUGUUGGCUACCACGUCGACGCUUUCACUGGCGAGGUUGCUGGCGAUGUCGACGAGGCUCGUGGUGUGCCUGCCGGCAAGGAGAUCUUUGCUGGCGCACCCAAGCAGUCGUUCUUGACGAACUACAUCAACUGCUGCACGUCGAACCGCGUGCUCGCGGUCAUCGACAGCAAGGACCAGCUCCACAUCUUCCCCAAGUGCAAGAAGGUGGCCGACCUGCUCCAGUCGCAGUCGGGUAGCUUCUUCUACAGCCGCCUUGACGACGGCCGCACUCUCCGUGGCUUUAGCCCCGCGGCCCAGGGCGAAGGCUUUGUGUUCACCACCAACGAGCUGUGGACGCGCUCAUUCAAGGACCAGAAGGUCCUGGCGUCGAGCCCCGUCGCGCCAAGCAGCAUUGCGUCGUUUGGCCGUGCCCUCGGCGACAAGUCGGUCCUGUACAAGUACCUCAACCCGCACCUGUCCGUCGUCACGACCCUUACGCCGGCCACAGCCACGGGCCACGUGUAUGUUAUUGACACGACGACUGGCACGACAGUGUACGAGGUCGAGCUGGCCAACAUCGUUGGCGAGAACGUGAACGCUGCGCUGGUGGAGAACUGGCUCGUCUACACUUGGCUCGAGGGCCCCGGCGAGGCGCUGGGUGGCUGGCGUCUUGGCUCGGUCGAGCUGUACGAGGACGGCAUUGAGCAGAGCGCUGGGCGAUCGACGCUUGCGACCGUGCCCAAGACCAAGGCGCUCUCGGCGUCCUUCAUCCUCGACACCGAGGCGACCGCGCUUGCGUUUACGACUUCGCAGUACGGCGUGACGACCAAGGACGUCGUCUACCUCAACAGCCAGGGCCAGGUCGCGUCGUACCCCCGCAGCAUCCUCGACCCCCGCCGCCCCAAGGGCAAGCCGACGGCGGCCGAGAAGGAGGAGGGCAUCAUGCCGUACGAGCCCAUCCUGCGUGCACCGGCCUCGUUCGUCGUCUCGCACAAGUACCCCGUUGCCGGCCUCGAGUUCCUCACCACGGCACCCACACUCCUCGAGUCGACCGGGCUCGUGUUCGCUGGCGGCCUCGACCUCUUCUGCUCGCGCAGCGUCCAGCCCAGCGGCACAUUCGAUAUCCUCGGCGACGGCUUCAACAAGCUCCAGCUGCUCGUUACCCUCGGCGCCCUUGCGGUCGGCUGCGUUGUUGCCGCGCCUGCAGUCUCGCGAAAAGCCCUGAACAUGAAGUGGUUCUAG
Messenger RNA from Vanrija pseudolonga, 2892 nucleotides. It is a transcript of the gene EMC1, whose product is annotated as ER membrane protein complex subunit 1. Gene Ontology annotation, biological process: protein folding in endoplasmic reticulum. The record is from RefSeq and is a predicted model, not a curated record. Gene Ontology annotation, cellular component: EMC complex. Gene Ontology annotation, molecular function: protein binding. NCBI's taxonomy places the organism in Eukaryota, Fungi, Basidiomycota, Tremellomycetes, Trichosporonales, Trichosporonaceae. The transcript is spliced from 2 exons. The coding region runs from base 1 to 2892 and encodes 963 amino acids.